CGUGACGAGUUCAUCAUGAUUAUUGCUUUCGUCUAAGAUUUAUCUGCUGUUAUUUUCUUUGAUUGUUUUGUACCGAUUAAUAUAAUAUCUGCAUCUUCUAUCUACGCUUUCUUUGCUUUAUUCCUUCGUUACUGUUGCAUAAUUUAUAAACCUGCUGUGUCUCGAUUGUUCCCAUUUUUCAACAAUUGCGAAAUAUCUCUUUCUUUCUACAUAUUCUCCGAGUCAAGGCAGUACCUGACUCCUUACUGACUUCGACCCCGACCUUAACAGCCACAAUGAGGACGUCUGGGACAUCUGAAAUCGCCAUGCUAUCUUCGUUCAUUCUCUUACUCGCAUGUUUCCUCAUAACCUUUGAUUCUGUCAGUGCAACAGCGAAUGAGCUGUCUACGCACAAUUCAUCCAAUGACAUGGAUUUGAUCUCGUUCUUGAAUACUAAAAUUCAGCGGCACGAUGUUAUAUUCACAGAAGCAGUCCAAUUACUAGAGUCGAUGAAAUCUGCUCCAUCGUGCAACCGGCUUGCCGCAACCAAACUGGUGACAUCCUGCCAAUCAAUCGGCGGCAAGGGUAGCAGUCUCGGAACGGACAACUACGUGACUUUGGAACGCAUUCGUUCAUUAUAUGCGACAAGGCUGGCUAUUUGCGAGCUCGAUGGAGCUGGAGCAUCAAUUCCUCCAUCGUGUUCCCCGAUUGCCGUUCCAUCACCGCAGAAGAGAAGUUUCUUCGGAUUCCCAGGUAAAUAUAAAUCUCAGGGCGACAUUGAAGAUAUACCGCAGCACCUCCUCGAGUCGUGUCUUAAGUCACUUGAAUCGAGACCGCAGUGGUGGACGUCUUAUAGCAACAGUAGGCAAAACUCUUUGGUGAUUUGCCAAGCGGCGAGGAUUGAGGGUGAGAAGGAGGAACUACUUGAAUUGCACAAACAUAUCAUCGAUGUUACACUCAAACUUAAUCAUGGUUUUGAGGAGGCGUUGCGGACUGCGGCUGCUGAAUCUGUAAAGCAGAAGAAAUUUGUCCAUGCUAUUGAUACCAUGCGGAACAGAUUGACUCGUGAAGUGGAGGACACUGAGACACAUUUCAAGCGCUUCAUUGGUGGAUUAUUUCAUGAUGUCGAGGCCAGCAUUGAGUCUGUCGUUUCCAGUGUGACCUCGGCUCUUGGAAGGGUUCACACAGGAACCGCAGCUCUCGAGAAGGAUGUCCGGAAUGUUUCCCACGAGGUUGAUCAUCUGCAAGAGACUCUACGGGCUGUCCACGUGGAAACUCUGGCAAGAGGUGAAGAACUAAUGAAGGUACAUCGACAAGAUUCGCAUACCCAGAUAGAAAUUGCAUCAUCUCUUCGUUCAUCCUUGGAGUCGCUUCUGCAAGGCGACAUGGUUAGGCUGUCUCGGGAAAUGGAAACCUUUGACACUUCACUAGAAUGGUUACUUGGAAAGAUGGGUGCUAUUCUACACCAGGAGGCCAAGGUGUCGGAGCGCCUUCGAACCUUCGAAUCAAUGAUAGGACGGUCUGAGAUGAAAGCCGAGAACCUGCAUAGAGCACAACUGCUGCAAUCCAAAGCUAUUGCGGCACAAUCCCAAGCGCAGGAUAAUAUACAAACUGACAUCCGAAUCUCCCAAGCAUUACUCAAUAAAAUAACCGCCACUGCAGCCAACCUCCAAGCUAUGGUUGAUGAGACAGCAACCAAAUAUCGAGACUCUCCUGCUUUGGGUGGUUUGCAUGGGACCUAUUCCGCCUGGACGGUCUGUGCUCUGCUUUUCAGCAUGCUUGGUACGCAAAAUCCAAAGUCUGCCCUGGCAGUGCUUUUUAUCGGGAUGACUCAUCUCAUCGUGACGAGGGUAAUCUUUUGAUGGCCAUUUGACCUGUAAACGACUUGUUUAUAAUGCUGUAUCAUAUACUUUACGCGAUAUAUUUACGACCGGUCACGACUGUACAACAAAAUCUCUCAUUUUCUAUAAUCUACGGGAUUGCUGAAUGUUAACUGCCGAAUUCAUACGAUUUGCCUGUUAAUUGGCUCAAC
This is a messenger RNA of Aspergillus ruber CBS 135680, 2011 nucleotides long. Its product is annotated as putative nuclear membrane fusion protein Kar5. Gene Ontology annotation, biological process: karyogamy involved in conjugation with cellular fusion; nuclear membrane fusion involved in karyogamy. NCBI's taxonomy places the organism in Eukaryota, Fungi, Ascomycota, Eurotiomycetes, Eurotiales, Aspergillaceae. The coding region runs from base 276 to 1841 and encodes 521 amino acids. The record is from RefSeq and is a predicted model, not a curated record. Gene Ontology annotation, cellular component: endoplasmic reticulum membrane. The transcript is spliced from 6 exons.